Messenger RNA from Vespa mandarinia (Asian giant hornet), 1353 nucleotides. RefSeq names its product mannosyl-oligosaccharide alpha-1,2-mannosidase IA-like. The record is from RefSeq and is a predicted model, not a curated record. Lineage: Eukaryota; Metazoa; Arthropoda; Insecta; Hymenoptera; Vespidae.
CGUUGCUGUGGCAUCAUGUCCGUAAUGGCGUGUAAGGGGCAAAGUAAAACGUUGCAACGACGCACACGCGAGUGCGCUCCGUUUCGUCGGGUCGUUCGUGAUUGAGAGAAAGAGGAAAGAAGGAAGAAAGAAAGAAAGAAAGAAGGAAGAAAAGAAAGAUAGAUAGAAAGAAAGAAAGAAAAGGAAAAUAGAAAGGAACGAACGAAAGGAAAGAAAGAGAAGGAACUAGAGAAAGUAUAGAAAGUUAGAAAGAGAGACAGACAGAGUGAAGUGUGUCCUCUCUUCUUUUGGUGAUCGUCGAGUUGUCAUAAAGUAACCAAGGAAGGAGACGUUUAGCCGCUUCUUCUUUGGCAAUAGUGUGUCCGUGUCGUUAAUUCCGUUCGCGUGAUAUACGUUUGAUAUCGUGCCAUUCGAUCCAAAGAAAAUUACCCAAAGGAGACGCGAAUUAUAUAUACCGUCGAGGAGAGUGUCGUGCCUAGUUGUUUAGUGCAAUGACGUCGGCGAGUGGAGGCAUCCUCCCGUCGUAUCAGAGACUGGCGAACGGCGGCGCGCCGGCGUCACUGUUUUCGAGACGUUCCUUCCGGCCGCGCGAAAAGUACCUGAUCCUCAUAGUCUUCUUGACGUUCUUAAUCGUCUGCUUCGGCGCGUACUUCUUUCUCCCGGACUUUGGCGCCGGUGGUGUCGCAGUGGACAGCGUUUAUCGCGUCUACCGGCAUAUGCAAAAAGCAGGGCCAGACCUUUUGAUACCAGCACCACCUCGUCGUUCUUUUGGCGAUUCAUUCAACGAUGAAUCUUACUCAUCUCAUCAUCCCAAUGCCUUACCUAUGCCACUUGGCCACGAGGCAGCCGGUAACCUCGACGUACAUCUCAUCGAGGAUCGGUUGAAGCUUCAGGCAAAAAUCGACGAAGAGUAUCAACAACAAAAGACAUUGGAGAAACCGGAAAUUGGUGGUGAUUCGCGAGUGCGUACGAGUAGUUUGUCGUCUUCCGUCGUAGUGCAGCAACGGAACGAGCAAGUUUUUCAAACUGUGCCGCCUGCUCCAGCGAUAAAACUUCCUUUGAUCGUUGCUGGCGAGGACAAAGAUACAAUUGCCAGAGAACGCAGGGACAAAGUUAAAGAGGUAAGCAUUCAUGAGUACUAUGUGAUGUCAAAUGAGUGAUCAUUGAGAAUAUGAGAGGAAGCUUUGCGGGUGGUCAAAGGUACAAACGAUUUAUGGAAUUUGACGCGGCAGGUGGUUCAACACCUUUAGAAGCUCAUUGGCCUUUCCGUUUAUGCGUUUAAAGCGAAAAUACGGAUUGCUUAUCGAUGAGCUUAUGCGUUUUACCGAUUACCUAUCCAACCAUACCGAUAAU